Colletotrichum destructivum is the source of this 704-nucleotide messenger RNA. RefSeq names its product Putative proteolipid membrane potential modulator. Bases 176 to 466 code for a protein of 96 amino acids. Gene Ontology annotation, cellular component: membrane. The record is from RefSeq and is a predicted model, not a curated record. The transcript has 3 exons. NCBI's taxonomy places the organism in Eukaryota, Fungi, Ascomycota, Sordariomycetes, Glomerellales, Glomerellaceae.
CUUUCCAUUCGCCUCAGCUGCCAUUGGUGUCAACCCCCUCUGCCUUCAAACAACAAACUCUUAAUACCCUUGAAUACACUCGAUCGAAUCAGUACUCUCGACCCCAUCAUCUCUUGGCUCCUCAAGCAUCAUCCUCGAAUAACGCCGACUCGGAAAGACACAUCAGAUCAUCAAAAUGGGUGCCAUCUCUGCAGUGUUUCUCAUUCUUAUCACCAUCCUUGUCCCGCCCGUCGGUGUCUACGCCGUCGCCGGCUGUGGAAUGGAUCUCCUUGUCAACAUUUGCCUGACGAUCCUGGGAUACCUGCCGGGCCACAUUCACGCCUUCUACAUCGAAUACGUAUACUACGAUCGCAAGGAACAGGCGCGGGAGGGCCGCAUCAUCACUGGUCACGCGCCAGGUGUUUACAGCGACAACGUGCAGAGCGGAGGCCAUGGCUACGGAACGAUUGCCCAGGGCACUGUAUAAGUUGAUAGACUACGAGUGGUCAAAUUACGGAAGAGUGUUGGUUGCAACAAGAACGCGAUGUUGCGCAGUUACGACAAUGCGACGCAACAGCGAAGCCUAUCUAAAAACGAUAAAGACGAGAUUAGCGUGUUGUGCUAGCGACGUACGACGACGCGGAACGUAUAUUGAACGACGGCUGUGGAUGCAUCAUGAUAGCCCAGAGUAAUAAAGAAACACGAACACCACAGUAGAAACCUAA